AUGCAAGACCAAGUCAAGAAGGCCGUCCGGCUUUAUCCAUACAGUCCGGUCGGAGUUGCCGGCCUACUCACACCUGACUACAUCAGAGCGACCAAAACACAAGGGCGACUCUCCUGGCAGGGCACUCUGAGGCCACAAGAGUGGUGCAUUCAUUGCACAGAGGCCGGCAGCUUCCGUCAUACGGCCUCAUUCUUGACGGUCGGCUCUGCAGAGCAAAAUCGAUUUUUCGCCCUGUUUGAAUGGCGUUCUGCGCAGUUGGGCAGCCUGAUGCCACGGCUGGCCUUACGUGCAGAGUGUAUUCGUUUUGGCCUUGUUUCGGCUCACCGGGCUCAUGCUCGUCAGUUCUGCGUGUGUGUGUUUAGAAGUUGGAUUACGCAGAGGCGUAUAGACAAGUGUACAUUGGUGUGUUGGGUAUGUGUAUGUGUGCGCAAAACGAUGCGCCCGGCGGGUGAAUCGGUUCGGUUCACGAUAGUCGGCCGGACGCGUCGGUUUGGUCCGGUUAUUUGGCCGGCAUGGGCACGCGCGCACGCGCGCACGCAAAAACGUACGUGCAUGUGCAUCUCGGCACUACUGUGUCAUCACGCCAGCGUCAGCUGCUCAAGCUCACUUCGUCUCGUCUCGUUCGGCUGGCGGCGAGAGGCGCCACUUUUACGGGCCUCGAUCGAUCGAGGCCACUGGCGAGCACAGGCUCGUCUCGUCAAGUCGGACGGCCGCCGCGCGGCCUGUCUCGCGCAGACAGAGACAAUUCGGCUCGUUGUCUCAGCGGCCCAGCGGCCCGCCUUUGCCGCGAGUCUGCUUAGGCCAGCCGGCCCCGCCCGAAAGCGG
Molecule: messenger RNA, 825 nt
Organism: Protopolystoma xenopodis
Lineage: Eukaryota; Metazoa; Platyhelminthes; Monogenea; Polystomatidea; Polystomatidae
Source: the annotation of a GenBank genome assembly